Messenger RNA from Pseudomassariella vexata, 2259 nucleotides. RefSeq names its product major facilitator superfamily domain-containing protein. Gene Ontology annotation, biological process: transmembrane transport. The record is from RefSeq and is a predicted model, not a curated record. Lineage: Eukaryota; Fungi; Ascomycota; Sordariomycetes; Amphisphaeriales; Pseudomassariaceae. The transcript is spliced from 4 exons. Gene Ontology annotation, cellular component: membrane. Gene Ontology annotation, molecular function: transmembrane transporter activity. Bases 317 to 1801 code for a protein of 494 amino acids.
CCUCUGAUCUGGGCAGGAUUAAGCAGGUGGUAUGUAACAGAUAGGCUAGCCAGACCAGAACCCCUAGCUAUGCCUCGCUUCUUCAGUCCAGUAAAAGUUGCUCUAAGUAGAUUGAUGAAUAAUUUUUGCACCUAGGGUGUGUCCUGGGACCCUUUCCCCAUUACCAUGCCACUACCCUCUGUUCAUCGCCGCAUCCUGUCAACUCUCUAAUCAACUUUAUGAGCCUCUCUCUUCUUGGUCAGCUUGGCUUGUGUCCCAACCCCUCUGAGACGCCCCAACAUCACCGCCUUGUCCAGUAGACUGUGUUCUCAUCCAAAUGUCCGUCAGUCCAACCCAAAAGCCGCUACCCGACCAAGUCGCCAUGGCUCUCAACGACACGGAGACGACGAGCAGUGAGAAACCUGCCUCGUCGAUACACCGCAGUCUCCCAAUGGCAGCGUUCAAUGCCAGACUGUGCUCGAAACUCGACCUGCGAAUCCUCACCCCCAUGUUCUUUUUGAACUUCCUCUCACUUAUGGGCCGAACCAACAUUGGCGCGGCGCUCAUCCAACAUCUCCCAAAGGACUUGAAGCUGGAUGCGAUGAAGAUAUUCCUCGUUGUCAGCAUUCCCCUGGUGAUGCUGAUCCUCUUUGAAGUUCCGAGCAAUCUCAUCAUGAAGUGGCUUGAGUCGCGAUUCGGAUUGUCAUAUAUGCGCUACCUGAGUUUGAUCACGGUUGGUCUGGGUCUCGUUACUCUGGGCCAAGCUUUCGAUCAAUCCUACGCCGCUUUGCUUGCGACCCGCUUUCUUGUGGGCAUCUUUGACUCCGGGCUUAUGCCAGGCUGCGUCUUCGUCCUGUCGCUAUACUAUCCGUCCGUCCAUCUUCAGUGGCGCAUGUCAAUGCUCAUGGUGGCCAAUAUCGUCAGCAAUAUCAUUUCCAAUAUCCUGGCGUAUGGUAUUUCCAAUAUUCAUGCCUCCAAUGGCUAUAGCGGCUGGCGCUGGAUUUUCAUGGUUGAAGGACUGCUGACGAUUGCCAUCGGAGCAAUUUGUGUUUGGUCUGACAUCGGACGGCCCGAAAAGUCAACAUUCCUGUCCCAUGAGGAAAAGGACGUAAUACAUAGCUUGGUCGAGAGCCGUACGUCUACUAUUGGCAUCGCUGCAGAGCUGAAGGUGUUCUUCUCGAACCCUCUCAACUAUGCGUGGGCGGCUCUAUACGUGUUCACUUGCACCACGCUCUACUCGGUGGCCAUCUUCGCACCAUCCUUUGUUCAGGCUUUCCACCCAGAUUGGAAAGUCCCGCAGGUCCAAGGGCAGGUCGUACCUAUCUUCGUGGUUGACUGUGUCGUCUGUCUACUCGCUGGAUGGGCGUCUGACCGGUUGAACCACCGAUCUGGAUUUGCACUGGCGGGUUAUGUACUCACCAUAAUCGGCUAUGCCAUGCUUCGAGUCCCCAACCGAUUCUCACCUGCAAUCCAGAUGCUCGCCCUCUACUUUGUUUCCAUGGGCACUUAUAUCUCGUUGCCGAUGAUCUGGGCACUUACACAGUUGAACUCAGCAACGCCAUUUCAGAAGGCGCUUGGUUCUGCUUUUGUCAUCGGAGUUGGAAAUGUGGGAGGGUUCGUUUCGGCCUGGAUCUUUCGUAGCAGCGAGGCACCUCAUUACUCGGCUGGUAUGACGGAUGGUUUGAUAUUGACUUGCGUCGCCACUGGGCUGAUCAUCGUGGCUUGGGUCUAUAUGAAAAUGGCUAACAGGCGUAUUUCCGAAACCAAAGAUGAGAGCAACGAAGGUUUGGCCAGUGGAGUUGUUACCAAAUUUAGAUGUUAGACUACGCCGUUGCAAGUGGCAUGUUAGAGCUGGGCACAUAUUGGUUCUUCGAGGCCUUAACUCCUGGACCGUUAGAAUCUCUCUGUUAAUGAUAGGAGAGCAUUAAUUCGUCACUACAACAUGAAGUAAAUAUCGCAUCUGGCUCUCCUAUGACCCUCUGGCACAAGUGAUAUGAUGCUUGUGGAGACACCGAGCCGAAAUUUACACUGUCUACUUGCAGGGGCGCCUCGAAUAUUCCGUGCCACUCAAACGGCAUGCACGGAGUAGAAACGCCUGCUGCAUGAACCAUCCUAACUUGCAAGGGGUCGACGUUAUUAGUGCGACAGAGUGUGCAGAAGACAGUCCGAUCCCUGUCAUGUUGUAGUGCUAUUUUCGGACAUGUCCAAAUCAGGCGACAUGCAGAUGAGGCCAGCUAUGGCAGGGGCAUAUAUACACAUGGGGGGAAAGGAAUAAACAAC